CUCACCCAAACUCAAAACAUUCACUUCUCCAACUCUAAAACCAUGUCUCAAACAACAUCCGUCCCCGAAAUCCUCUCCUCAUUUACCGAAAAAUGGUCCCCACGUCUCAUCGCAUCAGUCAACGACCAUCACGUCAAAGUCGCUAAGAUCGACGGCUCAUUUAUCUGGCACGCCCAUCCCGACUCUGAAGAGCUCUUCUAUCUACUCUCCGGAAAAUUGACUAUGGAGAUCCAAGACGAAGAGCCUGUUGUUAUGAAGGAGGGGGAUAUGUAUGUUGUGCCAAAGGGAGUCACGCAUAAGCCUGUGGCGGAGAAUGCUGUUAUAAUGAUGGUGGAAAGGGAGGGAACUGUGAAUACGGGAGAUCAGACGGACUCUGAGAGGACGAAGCAGGUCAAGGAUGUGAGGGGGGAUAUAUAGACACUGAGUUUUGGGACUGUCCAAGAAGCCAUACAGGCCAAGAGGCUAAUACAGAUUUGAUUAUGUAUAUGACAAAAAA
This is a messenger RNA of Fusarium redolens, 496 nucleotides long. Its product is annotated as RmlC-like cupin domain-containing protein. Bases 43 to 417 code for a protein of 124 amino acids. The transcript has a single exon. The record is from RefSeq and is a predicted model, not a curated record. NCBI's taxonomy places the organism in Eukaryota, Fungi, Ascomycota, Sordariomycetes, Hypocreales, Nectriaceae. Gene Ontology annotation, molecular function: manganese ion binding.